UUCGUGGUUGGUGUUAGUUCACAGUUAGGAAAGAGCGAGAGAGAGAGAGAGAGAGAGAGAGAGAGAGAAAAGGGCAGCGGUGCCGUGGUGGUUGUAAUUUCCAUGGCGACCCUUCCCUCCUCCGUCUCCUCCUCUUCUCGUCCUCUACUUCCUCUCCGCCGCCCUCCUCCUAUCUUCCGCUCCGUCACCACAACCACUAACUCCAGAACUAGAAGAUUCUCAGCUCUAGUUUUCGCUUCUUCCGCUUCUCCUUUUGAUGAUCUUAGGCGCCCAAUCCGGCCCCCCAAGUCCAAGAAGUCGGUUCUCUCAGAUUUGAUACAAGAGAUAGAACCCUUGAACGUGAGCCUUAUUCAGAAAGAUGUUCCACCUACUACCGUGGAUGCCAUGAAAAGGACUAUUUCAGGCAUGUUGGGCUUACUUCCAUCUGAUCAAUUUCAAGUUCUUAUUGAGGCCUUAUGGGAACCCCUCUCUAAGUUGUUGGUUUCUUCAAUGAUGACUGGGUAUACUCUAAGGAAUGCCGAAUAUAGGCUUUGUCUAGAACGGAAUUUUGAUCUAUGUGAAGAUAAGCUUGAAAAACAAACACCAGAAAAUGGUAAAGUUGAUUUGCAAGGGAUGUUGCUUGAAAGUGCAAAUAUUAUCAAAUUUCCUGGAAAAGAUAAGUUUUCUUCCAAUGCUGGAGAAGUUACUGAAGACUCAUUGGAGAAUAUUGAUAUUCAAGGCCUUGGUGAAGUGUCUCCUGAGGCUCAACAAUAUAUUCUUCAGUUGCAGGCUCAUUUAUCUUCUGCCAAAAAGGAACUCCAUGAAGUCAAGAGGAAAAGUGCUGCUCUUCAAAUGCAACAGUUUGUUGGGGAAGAAAAGAAUGAUUUGCUGGACUAUUUGAGAUCGUUACAGCCAGAAGAGGUAGCUGAGCUAUCAGAACCAACGUCCCCUGAACUGAGAGAAAUAAUCCACUCUGUUAUCCAUGGUCUACUUGCAACCCUUUCUCCAAAGAUGCAUUCUAAAGCACCUCCUUCAUCCGAGAGUGCCUCAGCUGGAGUAAUAAAUGGUGAGAGUGAAGAUUGUGCGGAACUUGUUGAGAACACUUCACUUCAUUUUCAGCCCCUUAUUUCAUUAACGCGGGACUACCUGGCACGUCUCCUCUUCUGGUGCAUGCUGUUAGGACACUACCUGAAGGGUCUAGAGUAUCGGAUGGAGCUGACGGAGCUUCUGUCCCUGACAAGCAAUGCUGAAAGCGAUACCCCUGAUGAUGAUCAAACUGCAUAAAUGUUUGUCUCGCUUCUGUUUAAAUGUGCAUUCAUGUGUACAAAAUUUGCAUUUUUCAAUAUGAAGACACUGAAGCCUGAAAGUAGGAACAAGUGUAGGCCACCAAACUACAUUACUACCAUUAUUGUUAAGAAUCAGUUAUGCCGAUGGAAAUGUGAAGGAAUAUAUUGCCCAGAAAGAAAGAGGGGGAAUUUUAUUAUUUGUA
Malus domestica (apple) is the source of this 1468-nucleotide messenger RNA. RefSeq lists its product as uncharacterized. NCBI's taxonomy places the organism in Eukaryota, Viridiplantae, Streptophyta, Magnoliopsida, Rosales, Rosaceae. The record is from RefSeq and is a predicted model, not a curated record.